CCGGAAGUAGUCGACGCAACGCAAGUAGCAUGAGCUAACGUUGCAUCUCACUCGUUUGACAACAGCCUCUGUCUUAUCUGUCAGACCACAAACAUGUAAGAGUCAAUUACGCUGCGAUAGCCGAGUCCACCGCAGACUGUUUGUUGAAGGCAGUUAAAUGGUUGAAGAGAGUCCGACGCAGAAGAGAAAAAACGGAAACGGCUAAUUUGCUAGCACACAUAUUCAUGUGCGUCCUGGUUUUACCGUCGUAUUGCUAGUUUUUGCCGUCAGUAUGGACCUGUAGCCAAAGCAGACUUCUUUUUUUUUUUCUUUUUGUACAACAUUUCUCCGCUUCUUCACGACUAAGUGCUUUCUUCGGGCUCAAAAGGGGGAGGAGAGCUCGUACACCCUACAGGCCUACAUGUGUGUUUGUUUUCUGCUUCGUUGGGGGAAAAAAAACGGGGUCCUGUUCGGUUCAGCCUGCUAACGAGUCCCUGCGCCGCGGUAACAACCGCGUUAAUUAAUGAGAUAAAAAGUCGGCGCAUCCCGGUCGUUAUAAUGAGUUUCUUUAGUUUCGGACAAAGUGCAGAGAUCGAUGUAGUCCUCAAUGACGCCGAAACGAGAAAGAAGGUUGAGCACAAGACCGAAGAUGGGAAGAAAGAGAAAUACUUUCUUUUCUACGACGGGGAGACGGUCAGUGGGAAGGUGAACGUGACGCUGAAGAACCCCGGGAAGAGGCUGGAGCAUCACGGCAUCAAAAUUGAAUUUGUCGGCCAAAUAGAGCUAUAUUACGACAGAGGAAACCAUCACGAAUUUGUUUCCCUGGUGAAGGAUCUUGCGAGACCCGGUGAAAUAACCCAGUCGCAGACCUUCGACUUUGAGUUCACACAUGUCGAGAAACCCUACGAGUCCUACACAGGCCAGAACGUCAAGCUAAGGUAUUUCCUUCGCGCCACGGUGAUAAGAAGAUUAAAUGACAUCAGUAAAGAGAUGGACAUUGUGGUCCACACACUGAGCACCUACCCUGAACUCAACUCCUCCAUCAAGAUGGAAGUUGGAAUCGAAGACUGCCUCCAUAUUGAGUUUGAGUAUAACAAAUCUAAAUACCAUCUGAAGGACGUGAUUGUGGGCAAAAUCUAUUUCCUCCUGGUGAGGAUUAAAAUAAAACACAUGGAGAUCGACAUCAUCAAACGCGAGACGACCGGCACCGGCCCGAGCGUCUACCACGAAAACGACACGAUCGCAAAGUACGAGAUCAUGGACGGAGCGCCGGUCAGAGGUGAAUCUAUUCCUAUCCGAUUAUUUCUGGCCGGUUAUGAUCUGACUCCGACCAUGCGAGACAUCAACAAGAAGUUCUCGGUGCGCUACUACCUGAAUCUGGUAUUGAUCGAUGAAGAGGAGAGACGCUACUUUAAACAACAGGAAAUCACACUGUGGAGAAAAGGAGACGUGGUGAGGAAAAGCAUGUCCCAUCAGGCCGCCAUCGCCUCCCAGAGGUUCGAGGGCUCGGCCGCUUCAGAGAGCGCCCUGGAGCAGGCCGCCAAGGAGGAGAGCGGCUAGCUCCGCCCUCCUUCUGCUCGCCGGCAAAUCUGCACCGGACGGAUGAUCACCUGACAACUGUGCAAACAUCUGGCGAGGCAGCUGUUUCACUCGUGGCUGUGCUGGUAAAAGAAAAAAAUUAAAUAAAAAAAAGGAGGAAGGAGGGGAAAAAAAAA
This is a messenger RNA of Poeciliopsis prolifica (blackstripe livebearer), 1694 nucleotides long. RefSeq names its product vacuolar protein sorting-associated protein 26B-like. Bases 538 to 1539 code for a protein of 333 amino acids. The transcript has 6 exons. Lineage: Eukaryota; Metazoa; Chordata; Actinopteri; Cyprinodontiformes; Poeciliidae. The record is from RefSeq and is a predicted model, not a curated record. Gene Ontology annotation, biological process: retrograde transport, endosome to Golgi; intracellular protein transport. Gene Ontology annotation, cellular component: endosome; retromer complex.